AUGGACCUUAUCACUAAUUUCCUAGGAGACUUUGUGAGCAAACAAAAGACUGUACAACCACAAAGCAUGUUAUCGGAGUCGAACCGACGAGCAAUAGAUUGGAGUUAUGGGGUCAUAGCUUUUGGCACGCGGACGAGUAUCAUAGUGGUAGACCCCAAAAAUUCGACUGUGAUCAAUUUGUUGAGUCACCACAUUGAGGACGUCACUGCUUUAAAAUUCCAAAGCAACUUUCCGACGGAAGAACCGUAUUCAAAACGCCCCAGUAAAUUGGUCAGUGGGGACUAUGCUGGGAAUAUCAUCUUAUGGGACUACUUUGUUAAUGUCCCUCUCAUCACAUUUACUAACACGCAUAACUCCCCAGUGACGUGUAUUCAAUGGCAUCACUCGUCCCCAAAUAUCUUCCUUGCACUCUAUGCGAAAGGGUCAAUAACUUUCUAUGACACGAACACGGGGCUUCCGGUAAGAAACAUUGCACAGAACUUCUUACAAAACGCCUUUUACUUUGAACAAGACCCGUAUGACUCCGACCAAAUCGCAGCUGCAACAAGAGACAACGUGUUUUUAUUGUCUACUAAACAAGUCACUGCAACGGAAAUCUACUCAACCCCCGACGUCGUGAAAAGUUCAAAACAAGACAAGUUAGUCGUACGUUCAAUCAAAUUUGCGAAAUCGCCACAACGCCUUUUUGUGUUGUCGUCGACGGAGUUAGUUGUGUUUGACACAGUUUUGGCGCAAGCCAUCGGGUCUCUUGGGUUACUCCCUCCACCUCUCAACUUCUCGUUUUCAACGGAUGAGACUACAAUGAAUGUCUUUAGUGAGAACCAUACAUUGUCCCAGUAUCGAAUCGACUUAAAUAAUCUUUCUUUUGAUACACCAGCUAUUGCAGUCUUAACUAAAGUCCUUCCUCCCCUCUUUCAUUUAAUCAGAGAUCCAAUGUCAAACGACAUUUGUUUGCAACUCGAAAAUGGUUCCCUCGGCAUCUUACACGGAGACAAGUCAAGCUUCAAUACAUCCCUUUCAGACACUUCCUUCUCAUGUCAGAGCUCCACCCUUACAACUUAUAAUGAAAACACUCUUUGUGUUGGUACGGAGAAUGGCGACGUCUUCUUCAUGGACGUCGACUCUCAAAAAAUCAGUGUAACGAAUGUGCAGUCGAUUGGAUGUCCUGUCCUUGGGAUCACAACGGCACCCGACGCAAUAUUUGUGUAUGGAGUUGUGUCGCACCCAAAGACCUCACACUCCGGAGACUUCUUUGAAAAUCGCGUGGUGCGGUUUUCAAGUAAACGGGAGAACUCGGUCUUUCCUAAUGACUUGUUUACGUCGAAUAAAGAGAAAUUGUGUGACGUUGUGAUCUCGACGAACGGGGCGAUUGUGGUGUUCCAAUUUAGUACCAAAUUGCAGUUUUGGGAGAACAAGAGUGAUAACAAAAGUGGCCCCAAACGAGUGUUAGAGAUCUCCGUGUCGUCGACCAUUGCAGUGAAAAUCACACAAACGGAGUCGUCGUUUUUGUGUUCGAGAGACAAAGACAUUUUGAUUGUGACAUUGUCCAAAUUUGAAGUGAACAUUCGCCCGAUUUACACGCACCCCUGUAAACUCCGGUUCCUCGCAAACUUGUCGCAAACGGCUUUUGUCUUUGUCGACGUCAAAAAUGUCGUGCACUUUGUCACGUUGUCGCAACUGUUGAGGAACAACGUCGAGACGUGCGACAAACGAGUCAUUUUAGGUGAGAAAAUAGUCAACAUCCGGGCAUGUCCUGUUGAAGGGAACAAAUUGAUUGCGUUGAUGACGGAGAAGCAAAACUGUUAUAUCUAUGACUAUUCGAGUCAAGCCGGAUAUCUUCGAAAUGACUUCAACGUCUUCAUGCAACAACGUCGGUUGAAGACGUUAUCAAUGUGUUGGGUGAAAGGAAACAUCCCCGUCGUUUUAACUCAUGUGCGACAAAUUAUGACGUUUUCAAAGGAGUUGGAGAAAGAGGCAAACGAAGGCACACUCAUUGCAACACCUCUCCAUUUACACACCGGUCUCAAUUUUAGAAAGGCAAUGACUUUAAUGUUCCAUGGAUUCUUCGAUGAUAGUUCUUUCUCUGUGACACUGAGAAAGUAUUUUAACUCCACUAAUAUAGCAGAAAAUUUCGAUAGAAGACCUAUCUGUGAAUUAAGUAAAUGGCUUGAGAGUAUCACGAUGAAAAAUGAAUUAAUACUAUAUAAAGAAAUCAUUACUAAAGUCGAUUCUUCACUCAACGACUUGUUCAUUGCAGUGGCAGAAUUAUUUAAAUUCCCACAAUAUGUACAGUUCUGGGGAUAUGUAAAGAAGUACAUUAUGGUCUUCAAACUCCGUGACGAUGCACAGAAGUAUCAAACCAUUAUAAAAGAUGAAUCUAAUCACACUAAUUUACAAGACGUCGCUACAACUACACGCGUGAAAUCAAUUCCACAUGUCAUUGAAAUACCACAUCCGCCACCAGGGUUAUACCCGGAGUUAUUUAUUAACACGUCUUUAAUAGCAGACACCGAAGAAAUGCGAAUGGAGAAAUAUGGUCUUUCGAUGAAGGACGACACGGAAUUGAGUGACAUAGAAAAGAACAUCAAAUUGAAUGAGUUACAACUGAUCUUUGGGCGCAAGUCUACGAUCAUCGGGCAAUACAUGGACAUGCUUAAAAAGACUCAAAAAAUCGAAUAUGGGCUUAAGGCGAUACUUUUAUCCUUGACCACAUACCCAGAAGAGUUAGACAAAACCAUCGAGAAUGUCGUGAAUGAGUUAUUAGACACUCGGCGUGAAGAAGAGGCGGUAAGAGUCUUAGAGAAUCUUGGCAACUAUCAAUCCGCCUGUCAAUUAAUGAUUCAGACAGGAAAGGUCUUUGAAGCAGUACACGCAUCGACUAUUCAUAUGCCCCUCAACAAAAUUAUGACCAUCAUAUAUAUCCCUUGGAUCGUCCAACAAAUAGGUAAAGGCCACUACGUCACGGCGGCUAUAAACCUAAUGAAGAUAGGCGGCUUCAUCGAUGCCGUCCGUGUACUCUUUUAUGGAAAAUUCGUGCAACUCGCCGCACUUUUGGCCGAUGUCAUCCUCUCAGAGAAAAUCGCCACCUUUACCACUGAUGUGUCUUUUAACAUGAAAACCGUCGUUUUCGAGAGUCCCAAAAAUUACACCACUUUCGGUGACAUCUGCAAAGAUGUUUACGAGCGGUAUUCGCAAAUUUUAGAAGAACAAUUCGCCAUCAAAGAGGUCGCAGACUUCUACAAAUUCAAGAUAACACUCAUCAAGUAA
Messenger RNA from Entamoeba invadens IP1, 3267 nucleotides. RefSeq lists its product as hypothetical. The transcript is spliced from 2 exons. The record is from RefSeq and is a predicted model, not a curated record. The coding region runs from base 1 to 3267 and encodes 1088 amino acids. Lineage: Eukaryota; Evosea; Mastigamoebida; Endamoebidae. Gene Ontology annotation, molecular function: protein binding. Gene Ontology annotation, cellular component: cytoplasm.